CAGUGGGGCCCCAAGCCCCGGGGUGACAGCCUCCCACAAUCCACUGCUCAGAGGCCCCCCGGGCAGCCAGGCCCUCAGGGCUGCUGAGGCCACUGCCUGUGUUUCUGUAAUGGAAACUUCUCCGCCUGCCUGUGAGCAGCCUCACAGCUCUGGUUCCCGCCGGGCGAGGCUCUGAUGAUCAGCAGCGUGUGGGACGCAGCAGGACCAUGUUCCAGUAAAUGAAGACCACGGUGCCAGCCUCGCACCCCGACCCCCGGCCAGGGCCCCGACGUCAGCCCAGAAGAAAUGAGGCCACGUGGGGCUCACAGGUGCCCAGGGCGGAAAGGGACAGUGACAGGAAGCAGCCCCGCUCCAUCCUGAGACGCGGCCAGCCCAAGCAAGGGCCUCGCGGGGCCGACCCACAGAGGAUUUCCAGGCACGUACGGUUCCGAGAGCCCUUGGAGGCGGCCAUUCAUUACAUCGCCAGCAGGGACACCAGGGCCACCGUCAAGGUGUCGGGCCGGCGCCUGCCCCGCCGCAGAUCCCUGCUCCAGCGCCUGCCGGGUGGCAGCUCCCUGCUCCUGCGGCUCUCCGUGUGCGUCCUGCUCGGGGCAGCUCUGGGCCUGUGCUGUGGCCGGGCCAAGUCCAUUGCCACACCCCUGGAGGACCUCCGAGCCCGGCUCCUUGUCCUCCUCAUGCGCCUGUGGCACGUGCUCCUGGCCUGCUGGCACUGCCUCCUGGGUGUCUGGCCAGUGGCCAGCCAGGACGUCCCCUCUGGACAGCCCUGGGUAGAUGAGGGUUAGGGUAGAGCGUCAGGCAGUCCUCGGGCCCCAGGACCAGGAGACAGCCCUGCCAGCUUGCUUGGCAAACCCAGGACUCCUGGCAGGGGGACCUAGGGACAGUGACCACCUUGACUGGAGGCCAGACGGGAGACGCACUGCCCCGCCCAGCGUCACCUCCCCGCCGUUUUCUGUGUUGGGGUCCACUGUGAGAGUCCGUCAGAGGACGGAUCCAACUGCCAGCUGUUGGGCCUCACCUCCCUCGACCCAGUGGGGACCCUGGCCUGAAUGGGGGGAUACACUGAGGCAAGUCCUACCUGGACACCCAGCUCACUCUCUUCUACUGCUUAGGGGACGGAUCCCCCAGGCCUCAGAGACCAUGGGUAGGGGUCUCCAGGGUUUCCUGCAGCUUCAGGGUCAGGGGACCCCUGGUUACCACUUCCCUGCACCAGCCCAGCCGUCCCCAGACCCGUGCCACCUCACCCACCCUCGGAGGACAGGCAGGACCCCACCCCUACUGCAGAUGAGAAGGAGGCGCUGAGAGGAGGCUCACGGCCCAGGCUCAGCCCCUGGGCAGGGGCUGCCUCUCAACCUGGUUCUGGGUCAGGGCUGGAAGGGGGCUGGGCCCCCUCCCCACAGCCAGCUGUCCACUGCAAAGAUGGCAGAGAGAGGUGUCCAGCUCUCAGGCCCACAGAACUGCCAUCCCAGCUGUUUUUUGUAAUAAA
Messenger RNA from Marmota flaviventris (yellow-bellied marmot), 1483 nucleotides. It is a transcript of the gene C2H14orf180, whose product is annotated as chromosome 2 C14orf180 homolog. Lineage: Eukaryota; Metazoa; Chordata; Mammalia; Rodentia; Sciuridae. The record is from RefSeq and is a predicted model, not a curated record. Gene Ontology annotation, cellular component: plasma membrane.